Strongyloides ratti is the source of this 618-nucleotide messenger RNA. RefSeq lists its product as hypothetical. Lineage: Eukaryota; Metazoa; Nematoda; Chromadorea; Rhabditida; Strongyloididae. The transcript is spliced from 2 exons. Bases 1 to 618 code for a protein of 205 amino acids. The record is from RefSeq and is a predicted model, not a curated record.
AUGAGGGUCUUUACACAGGAAAGAGAUGCUCAAUGUGAUUCAUCAGAUGUGGCUAUUGUACAAAAUUGCUUCAGUAUUUAUUUUAAAUUUUUUAAUCUUUCAAUUAAACCAUUCCCAUCAUUUGAAACAUAUCAAAAUGUCACUGAAAUGUAUCUUCUUUCUAAGGGAGCCAUUGGACAGGCUGCUAUUUGUGGACAAAAAAAUGCUCUCUCUUUAUGUUUAUCAUCUCUUGAAAAUGAAUGUGUAAAUUUUAAUGGAUUAAGUAUGGUUUUUAGACUUGAUCCAGAAAAUGCUUAUCAUUAUAAUAUGGAUUAUUAUAUAUCUCAAUAUGAAUGUGGUAUUGGAUAUAAUGUUACAAUUAACAACUUUUUCUGUAUUGAAUCAUGUAGUACAUAUGAAUUUGUAGCAGAAGAAAAAUGUGCUGAAGCUUUAGUUGGUGGAGGUCAUAAUUCUUCUGACUGUUCACCAUAUAAUACUUAUAUUCAAUGUAUGUCAAAAGUUUUUGGUAACUAUUGUGGAAAUGAUGUUGGAAGAUGGAUGUGUAAUGCACAAACUUAUGGUAUUUUAAAAGAUGUUCCAUUUUGUAAACAAACUUUUACUUCAUGUAAUUCUGUUUAA